UAGGGUCUCUGUCAGGUCACUCAUCUCAUGGUUUCUCAUGUGUAUUUCUCUCUCUUUCUCUCUCUCUCUCGCUGCUCGGCUGCGCGAUAUUAUCUACAGUUGGCCAUGUCUCCAUCAGUGGUUGGAGAUGAGACCGAACCGGAAAGAAUGUCCUGUCUGCAAAGCUGGCAUCAGUCAGGAGAAGGUGAUCCCUCUGUACGGGCGAGGGAGCAGCAGUCAGCAAGAUCCCAGGUUGAAGACUCCGCCCAGACCACAGGGCCAGAGAACGGAACCUGAGACUCGAGGGGGUUUCCAGGGAUUUGGCGACACUGGAUUUCACAUGUCCUUCGGAAUUGGAGCUUUUCCGUUUGGAUUCUUUACAACAGUCUUCAAUUCCAGUGACAACAGACAGAGACCAGAUCAUGACCGACACCAUCCGACCAACACUGGUAUCGACUGGGGCACCUACUUUGGGCCGAACAAUAACAGCAACAACUGGGACUCGCUUUUCCUGUUUGUGGCCAUCUUUUUCUUCUUCUGGCUGCUCAGUGUGUGAUUGGUAGAAAUGUGGGCAAAGAUUUCCUGCCAUCUAUUGGGGGUUCAUACUGAUCAAUAAAUACCAAAGCCAACCAGAUCCCAGCUCCCUCCCAGGCACAUUCCCCACCCUGUCUGUGUCUCCUCGAACACCAGGCUAAGGGGCAGGACUGUCACUUGUACCUGAUUUAAUAAACGCACGGAGGCAGCCGUGCUGGUCAGCUGGCCCUCAGUGUUGUGAGGGCAGUCAGUGAACGGCCAAGGCUUCUCUCGCACUCUUCCUCCUCCCAUCUUCCCUCACCCCUUCUCUCUCUCCUCUCCCCCCCUCUUGUCCCCUCCCCCCCCAACUUGCGCCCUCUCUCUCUCCCCCCGUCGCCCUCUCUCUCUCUUCCCUCACCCUGUCUCUCUCUUCCCUCGCCUCUUUUCUCUCUCUCUAUGUAUAUUCAAUGCACUUUACUCCAUCUCGCUGACCUGUGACCUCUGGAGAAAAGCUAACUGGGUCCAUUGAGCCUCUGGGUGUGCAGAGGUGUGUGUGGACUGGGCAAUCCAGUCGCUCUCUGUUGGGAAUGGCACUUUCUCUGGAGUUGGGGUGGGGGUAGUGUGGGUAAAUAGAGGGAACUCAUCCAUUUGGUUGAGAAAGGGGUGAGUGCUGAUGAAGCUGCCUCUAUCCUCGAUGUUUUUGAGCUGUCAUUGAAUGAUUUAGUUGCUGAGCUCUUCCUGUGACGGUGGAGAUUGCUCUGCUCCAUUUAACCGUGACCUCUUGAGUAGGCCAGGAUAGAAUUCUGUUCAAAUCAAAUCAGGCUAUUAAAAGUGUUCAUGAAAGAGAUACAUACAGAUUCCUGCUGGCUGUGACCUCAGCUGCUGGGGCUAUACCUACAUAACAGCCAGGACCCAGGUUCACUCGGUUAACUCUGGUCGCCAUCACACUGCUGCCACACCUCCUGGAAACAGUGGUGAUUCAUUUCCAAAUCUCAGCAAUCCCUGCUGCUCCUACAUUUCCCUGACUGCUGUCUGUAUCAGGGAGAGACAGAAGACUGGCUUCAAAGAUUUCCUCAUUGUUUUUCUGUCAGACCCUAUAAACCUUCCCUGAGAGAGAGAGACAACAUUAUAUCCAGUUAUAUUCUCGAUUCUUUCUCCCCUCCCCACUGUUGUCUUUGUGUUCCCUCUCCCUCGCUGUUGUCUGUCUCCCUCUCCUUCCCCUGCCCUGGUCAUUGUCUCCUGGUUACCCCUCUCUCAUGCUUGCUGUCCCCACCCCACACAUGAACACACACAUGUUGCCUUGUGAGGGGAUUGGGAAUUUAAAUCCACAUAUCAACAGGGGGG
Messenger RNA from Hemiscyllium ocellatum (epaulette shark), 1836 nucleotides. RefSeq names its product E3 ubiquitin-protein ligase RNF5-like. NCBI's taxonomy places the organism in Eukaryota, Metazoa, Chordata, Chondrichthyes, Orectolobiformes, Hemiscylliidae. The transcript has 5 exons. The coding region runs from base 38 to 535 and encodes 165 amino acids. Gene Ontology annotation, cellular component: endoplasmic reticulum. Gene Ontology annotation, biological process: ubiquitin-dependent protein catabolic process. The record is from RefSeq and is a predicted model, not a curated record. Gene Ontology annotation, molecular function: ubiquitin protein ligase activity; ubiquitin-like protein conjugating enzyme binding.